AUGAUUAAAUAUCAGCUAAGGAGGGGCACAUCCAGAUGUGGUUCUACAUAUAGGAAGCUCCGAACGCACCGCACAUCGACUUUCCUCGACUUGGCUGCUAAAUCAGUCUCCGGUGCUCAUUAUCACUCUCAUCUUGCACGCUCCCAAGAUCAUGGUCUGAUUCUAUCGCCAGUCGAACGUGACACCAUCUUCGCUCUAUCAACUCCUCCCGGAAAAGGUGCUGUUGCAGUCAUACGCAUUUCUGGAUCUCGAAGCUCCGAGUUGUAUUUCAAGUUACUCCGGCCGACCACUGCAGCUGCACACAAACCUAGCAUACAGCCAUGGAAGUUCAAGCGAUACCACCUCGUCGACCCAGGGACCGAGGAAAUUCUUGACGAUGUGCUUGCUGUAUUUUUCCGUAGUCCGCGCAGCUUUACUACCGAGGACUCGCUAGAAUUACAUAUGCACUCGAGCCGUGCGGUUAUCUCCGCAGCGCUCCGUGUCCUGGCUGCACAGCCUGGUUGUCGUCUGGCGGAGCCCGGUGAAUUCACUCGUCGAGCACUACUGGCAGGGCGAAUUGACCUCACCCAGGCCGAAGGGCUUGCAGAUCUCAUUAAUGCCGAAACGGAAGCACAACGUAAAGGUGCAAUCCGAGUCGCAGAGGGUAACUCUCGCCGUCGAUUUGAAUCUAUCCGUAAUGAGAUUAUCAGAUGUCGCACACUAGCGGAGGCCAUAAUCGACUUUGGAGAAGGAGAAGAAAUCGAGGACGGCGUGUGGGCGCAACUUAUCGAACAAACAACCAGUCUCGUGACAUUGAUUCGUUCACACCUGGACGACAACCGACGUGGUGAAAUCCUACGUUCAGGAGUUAAGCUGGCGAUAUUUGGAGCCCCGAAUGCGGGUAAAAGCAGCCUGUUGAACUACUUGGCCGCUCGGCCUGCUGCUAUUGUAACACCAAUCGCCGGCACUACUCGAGACGUCUUGGAGGUUUCGCUUGAUAUCGGUGGAAUACCUGUUCGAGUAUCAGAUACAGCAGGUUUGCGGCACCUUCUCAACAGAAACGACGAUUCCAAUAUUGUGGAGCAAAUAGGAAUCGAGCGGGCCAAGCAAGCUGUGGAGGAAGCCGAUAUUCGUCUAUGUGUUGUAUCACUUGAAGAACUCUCGUCCGCCGGGAUCGACGGCGAGGUGUCUGCUCUGCUCACACCUGAUGCCAUAAUAUUGUUCAACAAACUUGACAGAGCCGGACCGGAGGAUCUGGGGAGGUGCCGUCUAAUCUUUCCUAAUCACCGUGUGUGGAUUGGGAGCGUCACCAAAGACACCGGAAUGGUGUCAUUUAUCGAAGGAAUAGCCGGUCUAUUAAAAGAAAAAUUCGAGAACGACAACUCGAACGAGGAGCCCCUCAUUACUCACGCCCGUCAUCGCACUCACUUGGAAGCUGCAGUGAAGUAUCUCGAGGCGUCACUCGCUUAUGGCCCAGACGGUUUGGUGUUUGCAGCUGAGGAGCUACGUUAUGCGAGCCAGGAGCUUGGCAAGGUCACCGGAGACAUAGGAAUUGAAGACAUCCUCGAUGUAUUGUUCAGCAAAUUCUGCAUUGGGAAAUAA
Messenger RNA from Rhizoctonia solani, 1581 nucleotides. Its product is annotated as tRNA modification GTPase MnmE. Bases 1 to 1581 code for a protein of 526 amino acids. The record is from RefSeq and is a predicted model, not a curated record. Gene Ontology annotation, biological process: tRNA wobble uridine modification; tRNA methylation. Lineage: Eukaryota; Fungi; Basidiomycota; Agaricomycetes; Cantharellales; Ceratobasidiaceae. The transcript has 8 exons. Gene Ontology annotation, cellular component: mitochondrion; cytoplasm. Gene Ontology annotation, molecular function: GTP binding; protein binding; GTPase activity.